This is a messenger RNA of Chlorella variabilis, 1261 nucleotides long. RefSeq names its product malate dehydrogenase, cytoplasmic. The record is from RefSeq and is a predicted model, not a curated record. Gene Ontology annotation, biological process: tricarboxylic acid cycle; malate metabolic process; oxaloacetate metabolic process. Bases 75 to 1070 code for a protein of 331 amino acids. The transcript has 12 exons. Lineage: Eukaryota; Viridiplantae; Chlorophyta; Trebouxiophyceae; Chlorellales; Chlorellaceae. Gene Ontology annotation, molecular function: L-malate dehydrogenase (NAD+) activity.
CUUUGAUCGCAUCCCUGGCCAGGCCCCCAGCCCCCCACGCUCGCCGAUCGCCCACCGCCACCUACCAGUCAGCCAUGGCGCCCGAGCCAAAGCGCAUUCUGGUCACCGGCGCCGCAGGCCAGAUCGGCUAUGCCAUCUGCCCCAUGAUUGCCCGGGGGGCUAUGCUGGGCCCCGACCAGCCCGUCAUCCUGCACAUGCUGGACAUCGAGCCCGCCAAGCAGGCGCUGGAGGGCGUGCGCAUGGAGCUGGUGGACGCCGCCUACCCGCUGCUCAUGGGUGUGGUGGCCAGCACGGACGCGGAGGAGGCGUGCAAGGGCGUGGACGUGGCGGUCAUGGUGGGGGGCUUCCCUCGCAAGGCGGGCAUGGAGCGCAAGGACGUGAUGAGCAAGAAUGUGGCCAUCUAUAAGGCACAGGCCAGCGCUCUGGAGAAGAACGCGGCGCCCGGGUGCAAGGUGCUGGUUGUGGCCAACCCCGCCAACACCAACUCCCUCAUCCUCAAGGAGCACGCGCCCUCCAUCCCCGCCGAGAACAUCACCUGCCUCACCCGCCUGGACCACAACCGCGCCCUGGGCCAGCUCAGCGAGCGCAGCGGGGUGCACGUGGGCAAGGUCAAGAACGUAAUCAUCUGGGGCAACCACUCCUCCACGCAGUACCCCGACGUGAACCAUGCCACCAUCGACGGCAAGCCCGCCCGCGAGGUCAUCGGCGACGACGCCUACCUGGACGGAGACUUCAUCUCCACGGUGCAGCAGCGGGGUGCGGCCAUCAUCAAGGCCCGCGGCCUGAGCUCGGCCCUGUCCGCCGCCUCCUCCGCCUGCGACCACAUCCGCGACUGGGUGCUGGGCACGCCAGAGGGCACCUGGGUGUCCAUGGGCGUCUACUCCGACGGAAGCUACGGCGCCCCCAAGGGCGUCGUCUACUCCUUCCCCGUCACCUGCAAGGCGGGCACCUGGUCCAUCGUGCAGGGCCUGUCGAUCGACGAACCCUCUGCCGCCAAGAUGAAGGCCACAGGGGAUGAGCUGGUGGAGGAGAAGGCUCUGGCCAUGGAGUGUCUGGGGGAGGCCGCCUGAGCGCGGCGGCACCCGCGGGCAGCCAGCCCUCCCUUGUGGCUGCGGGAGCGGGCAGCGGCGGGGGCGGCGCGUGGCCGCCUCGCAAGGCCCCUGCCCUGCCUGUGUUCGGGGACAAUGUGCCACACAGGCCUGGAGGUCCCAGUUUUGACGAGCGAAGCCGUGUAGUGCAGCAGUGUAACACUGGAACACUU